Messenger RNA from Erpetoichthys calabaricus (reedfish), 5872 nucleotides. It is a transcript of the gene mfhas1, whose product is annotated as multifunctional ROCO family signaling regulator 1. The coding region runs from base 510 to 3491 and encodes 993 amino acids. The transcript has 3 exons. Gene Ontology annotation, molecular function: protein binding. The record is from RefSeq and is a predicted model, not a curated record. NCBI's taxonomy places the organism in Eukaryota, Metazoa, Chordata, Cladistia, Polypteriformes, Polypteridae.
ACCACUAAACGUUGACGUGCCGGGGAAGGAGGGUGUGCACCGCGGCUUCAGAGGUAGCUGGCUGCACAGAAAGGCGAGGAGUGCAGCUCUGCCGGGCGGGGCGAGUGUUUCGGUCGCUGGCGGCUCGGACUUCAGCGGCGCGUGAAUGGCGUGUUCUCGGAGGAGUCGUCUACGCUCCACAUCGGCUCACCGCUUGCACGUAGCGUUACAACUAGCUGCACGAAAACGCGUUUGAUGGGAGCGGCUGUGCUUUCUUUCCUCAAAACGGUGGCGCAGAGAUCGAAGAUGCGAAAAAUCCCUACUGUACAUCUCCUUCAUGUGAGUGACUUGGUGAUUUGAACGGGCAAGGAAAAAAUGCAGCAAGAAUCGCUGUCUGUGUUUGCCUUUCCGAUAUUUGGGAUACAGCAGAUCAUACUAAUUAUGAAGGAGACAGCAGUGAUGCCCAUGCUGCCUGGGUAGUAAAUCCUGCUUCUCUCAAUGAAAACAAAGAGGAGGGGUCUGGCUGAGCCAUGGCCGAAAAGGAGAACAAUCUGAAAACAGCCAGGUUAUGGAGAGAUGCUGCCUUGCGCUCCAGGAAACUAAGAAGCAACUUACGCCAUCUCACCCUCAGCACCAAUAGUAAUCAGAAGAUUGUUCUGCCAGAGAACAUCAGUGAGAUAGAGGCGCUUAACCUGGGCAACAACUCCUUGCUGGAGCUGCCAGAUGGCUUGGGGGCUGCCCUCACCAACCUGCGCAUUCUUGUGCUUAGGAGGAACAAAUUUACCAGCCCUCCUCCUGCUGUCUUUGAACUGGGAUAUUUAUCUGAGCUGGACAUAAGUCAUAAUAGUCUCACCAGCUUUUCUGAGGAUAUUGUAUGUUUAAAGAGCCUGAAGAAAUUGUGCAUCAGCCACAACAAACUGAAGGCCUUGCCGACCCAUAUAGGAGCACUGCAGAAUCUGGAAGAGCUGGAUGUCAGUUUUAAUGAGCUGUGUCAACUUCCUUCAUCUUUCCAAGAACUCCAGAAGCUUAGGACACUGGAUGUUGAUCACAACAGACUGUCUCAGUUUCCCCCUGAGAUCCUAAAACUUGGCGACGUUGAAGAGUUGGAUUUUUCUGGCAAUAAAAUUGAUUGUUUGCCUGGUGGAAUUUCUCAAUUACAGUCACUCAAGAUCUUGUGGUUAAGUAGCACCAAAAUCUCUGAGUUACCUCAGAGCUUUUGUGCGCUGAAAAAUCUGGAAAGCCUCAUGCUGGAUAACAAUUCUUUGAAUUCUUUACCCCAGCCCUUUGGUCAAUUGAAAAAGCUAAAAAUGCUUAAUAUUUCCUCUAACAUUUUUGAGCAGUUCCCACUAGUUGUCCUGGAGAUUGUGGGUCUUGAGGAGCUAUAUCUAAGCAGAAACAGGCUGACUUUUGUUCCUGAUGAGAUAUGCCUCCUUGGCAACCUUGCAAACCUGUGGCUGGACAAUAACAAAAUAACUUACCUUCCUGACUCUAUUGUGGAGUUGGAUAAGCUAGAAGAACUGGUCUUACAGGGUAACCAAAUCGCCAUCCUUCCUGAUAAUUUUGGGAAGCUCUCUCGGGUUAACAUUUGGAAAAUUAAGGACAAUCCAUUAAUACAACCUCCUUACGAGGUGUGUAUGAAAGGUAUUCCUUAUAUUGCUGCCUAUCAAAAAGAACUGGCCCAUUCCCAACCGGCUGUAAAGCCACGAUUGAAAUUGGUUCUAAUGGGGUUAAAGAAUGCUGGAAAGAGUUGGCUGAGACACUGUCUCAUUAGUAGUAAAACGAAGGAUAUUCUUUCAGUGCCUGGAAACAAAGGCAUUGAUUUGGCAACAUGGAUGGCUGAUGUUGAACGGAGUCUUACCUUCAUUGUGUAUGAUCUCUCUGGUGAUCAAAGCUAUGACCUUAUUAAACCAUUUUUCCUUUCACCUGGUGCUUUGUACAUAUUGGUUGUAAAUUUAAAGGACUAUAUGCCCAGAUAUUUUUAUACUUAUGUAGGUUACUUCCUGCACCUGCUCAGUGCCAAGGUCCCACAUGGUGUAGCCUGCAUCGUGGGGACCCACACAGAUUUAUGCGAUGAACUAGAAGUAGAAGAAAAAUGUCUAGACAUCCACCGCCAGAUAGCUUUCCAGGAGAAAAGAGAUGUGGAAUUCUUACAAGGCCUGGUGCAAAAUGUAGAUCAAGCUCUUGGGCAGGAUUAUGACAUUAGAGCCUCCAAUCCUCAUGCCUUGUUUUAUGGUGUCUCAGACAAAAACUUGCGACGUAAAAAGUCUCAGCUGCAGUACCUCCUUAAUAAUCGGCUUCAAAUCCUCUCCCCGGUCUUGUGUGUCAGUUGUGUUAGGGACCUAAGGAAUAUCCAACAUCUAAAGGAAAAGCUUAUGUCUGUAGCUGAGCACCGUGAGAUUUUUCCUAACCUUCAUCGCAUACUGCCAAAAUCUUGGCAAAUGCUAGAGGAGCUACACUGUAAGCCCAAGGAACUAUGGCUCUCUUGGUGGGAUUCAGCUCGUCUUGGAUUGCAAGCAGGGCUAACUGAGGACCGUCUGCAAAGUGCACUCUCGUAUCUGCAUGAGAGUGGCAAGCUGCUCUACUUUGAGGACAGCUCUACUCUCAAGGAGUACGUCUUCCACAAUCUGACCAAGCUAAUUGACAUACUCAACAUUUUCUUCCAACGGGAUGCCACUGUUUUGCUGCAGAAGUUGCAGAAUGAUGCUGAUGCAGACCACCUAUGGGCAACACAGCUAAAUCAUUAUGUGGAAGGCUUCCUUCUGCAUGGCAUCUUGCCCUCUAAUGUUAUUCGGUUACUUUUGAAGCCGCAUAUCAAGACCCAGCAAGAUCUUUACCUCAUACUUGAGCUGCUGGAGAAAAUGGGCCUCUGCUACUGCAUUAAUAAGCCAAAAUUAAAGCCUCUGAAUGGUGCCACUGUCUGGUAUAAAUUCCCUUGUUAUGUCAAAAAUGAGGUACCCCAUGCUGAGGCUUGGAUCAAUGGUGGCUCCACCCUUUUGGGCCAGCUGUUUUCUGUUGAGCAGCUCCAGAUUGAGUACAGCUUUCCAUUGUUUUUUCCCCCUGGUCUGUUUGCCAGGUACAGUGUACAGAUCAAUGCCCAUGUGGUGCAGAGAUCAGAUGGCCGGUAUCAGAUCUUUGCAUAUAGGGGCAAAGUUCCUGUGGUGGUUAGCUACCGGCCAUCACAGGGUGGCCUGCAGGCAGGCACUUUGUCCAUCACUAGCCAUGCUUCACUGCCAAAUAUAUGGACUGCCUGGCAGGCUGUGACUCCACUGGUGGAAGAACUGAAUGUCCUUCUUCAAGAAUGGCCAGGGUUGUACUACACGGUUCAUGUCCUCUGUUCCAAGUGCCUUAAAAGAGGGUCGCCUAACCCACACACCUUUCCAGGUGAGUUGCUGAGCCAGGUGAGGCCAGAGGGAGUAACUGAAAUCAUCUGCCCAAAGAAUGGAAGCGAGCGAGUAAAUGUGGCCCUGGUGUACCCUCCCACCCCUACUGUUGUCAGCCCUUGUCAGAAGUGAAAGGCUCUGUGGUAGAGCUACAAGGCUUCCCUAUCUAUUCCCCCUAUUUAACCACUUCACCUGCGCAGACAACUUCAUAUCUACUACACCAAUCUUCUAAACUGACAAAAGCCACACUGGAGUACUGUUGGAAAGGGGGCACAUCGGCCAUUGAAAUGGAAGAUUGUUUACUGUGAAGAGCAGUAUUCCACAUAACUCUGGCAAUUUACAAAGCUGUAUUAUGGACUCCUACUAAAAUGUAACUGUUUGUGAUCGGAGACGCAGCACAUCACAUUUUUUUCAGACUGUUACUCUUCAGCUAUUCCUUUCAACCACAAAGAUCCACCAUCCAAUACCUAGCCUGAAUUAAAGAUGGCAAAAUGACUGAGAAGACACAAUUUUAUUUAUGUUCCAUAUUUAAGCUUUUUUUUUUUUUGAUUUACAGGCUUCUCAGGGAUUUCUUGUAUCUGAAGCACAUUUGAAAGCCAUAAUAAAUAUCUUGAAAAGGUUGUCUUAAAACAUGCAUGCGUUUUCACAUCUAAUCAGAGUUCUUCUUAGUGGUAAAUACUAUAUAUAGAGUCACGAAGAACAAGCAUGCUUGCCAUUUCUGGACCUGACUCAAUGCUCUUACCUUUUGUACUGUUAUUUUUAUGUCCUUCUCUCACACUCUAAUUUGCCUACCAUACUGAUCCUUCACAGAUUUAAGUUUAAAAUUGAGUGUGAAACUGUUUGCUGUCUGUGAAGUACAACGUAGCUCUUAAUGAAAAAGGGGCCGGAUAACAAUUUAAGGACAUUAUAAAUCUAUGAAAACAUUUUAGCCAGCAUUAAUGCAAAUACACAGUGAGAGGGGGAACAUUAAAAGAGAAGGGAAUUAUGUCAUCACUGUGAACUUAUCACACUGUUCAGACAGCAGAAUGGUAGUACAAGUAAUCUGUAAAUUUCUGUUAAGGUGGAUGCUUUAGAAUAUCUGAAAGGCUGAUUUGGUGACUUGGUUACUCUCCCUCUGACCUCACCCAAAGUAUUAGAAAUGUGCCUUCUGCCACAAAUACAAAUGGUCUUUGAGAUAAAUCAUUCAUUAUAACAGGGUAUAUGGCAUUUGGCCCCAAAUAUCGUAUCGAUACUAAUGCACCACACAUGAAAGAGAAGAUUUCCUUUUGUGUACUGCUGUUUAUUGGAAGCUAGCAGCCAAAGUAGAAAUUAGCCAGUGCCCAGUUACAAAUGCACACUGUACAUGUUAGGGAUUUUGUCAUGACGGAUUUAAAUUUAGAAAUAAAUGACCCAGAUUGUUGACAGCUUUGACCAGCAACAUCUGAGACAUCUGUCUGUGUAGCUCAUCCAAACUGUUUCGGAGAGACAGAACACGGCUAUUUUAUGCACAGCCUACAGUAUAUGGUGUAGAACUGCAGGAAACAUGGAGGUAAACACACACGUGACUGCUUGUUAAACUACCUAAUUGCAUUCCAAAUGAUUGUUACCCCAGCUUAAUUUAAUUCAGUUUCAUUCAUUAUCCCAUCAGCGUCAGGCACAAAGCAGGAGCCAGGGGCCUCAUGUAUAACGCCGUGCGUAGAACUCACACUAUAACAUGGCGUAAGCACAAAAGCGGGAUUGUGCGUAUGCACAGAAAAAUCCAGAUGCAGGAAUCUGUGCGCACGCAUACUUUCACGUUCUUCCACUACAUAAAUCCCGAUUUGCGUGAAAAGUAACGCACGUGCACGCGCCUUCUGUCCCGCCCCAACUCCUCCCAGAAUUACGCCUCUUUGAAUAUGCAAAUCAAUAUAAAUAGCCUUCUGAGAAAAGACAAUGUGAAAAGCACAGGGGAAAAUAUAAGAAUUUCAGCGAAUACCAAGUGGAGGCAAAGGAAAAACGUACUAUUUGUUGGUUUAAACAGUGGUAUAAUCAACAAAAGAAAGUUGAUCGAAUGACAGAGUGUCGGAAAAACUCGAAAGAUCAAAUUCACAAAGUCGCACAGUGCCCGAAAUAAAAAAGAAAUCACAUAUCAAAGUCGCUGUGAAAAGGCGAGUUGUAGCCCACCGUCUGAGUGUCAUAUGAAAGCGUAUUAGGGUACAAACAAAAAACAUAGGCACACAGUGGGAAAAAAGCACGAAAUGUCAACUUUAAUCUCGAAAUUUCUUAAAAUCGUUUAUUUUACUACCGUAGUUUCUCAAGUAGCAUGUUAAAUGCUUUUUUCUGUGUUUGAUCUUCUAUGUGCUCUAUGUGUGUGAAUCACUACGUGCUUCCGUUCUUUCUCUUUCUCCGACAGGACACAGAAUCCAUUACAUUCGUGAUAUUACAGCUCUCUGAAUAAUUAAAAUACUGAGAUGUAUACGUGAUAUCAUUUUCAUGAUGAUAGGAAUGAAAGCAUGUUAUUAAACAUGGGAACACGGUGGCGCAGUGAUUGUUCA